This is a messenger RNA of Penicillium salamii, 1350 nucleotides long. Lineage: Eukaryota; Fungi; Ascomycota; Eurotiomycetes; Eurotiales; Aspergillaceae. The record is from the annotation of a GenBank genome assembly.
AUGCACGAAGAUCCCAUGAUGCAGGAAUCUGAAGUGUCUCUAUAUCUCCACGCAGAGUUCCUUCCAAAUAUCCGUCAAACAACACUCUACAUUUCCCUGCCCGGAACUGCGGCAUUUGACGGCAUCUACCCAGAUGUGCAACUGUCACAGUCGAGAAAGGCCGUAACAGUCUCAUUACCACCCCCUUUCCAACAUGUCACAGAAACAAUCAAGCUUCCAGCACGCGUCACCGAUGCGUCUCGACGCGCCCUUCAGACCAGCAUAAGACCGAUUCAGAAGUCAAGUGGUGAACCAUUUGAGUUCUCCUUCCGAAUGCCGGUUGAUGCCACCGAUGAGGCGCUGGCGCCUCGGGAUGAACUGAUUGAUGAUUUCGUCCCCUGGACAGCAGAUAAAAUGUCGGGUUCGACGCGAAUUCGGUGUCGGAACUGCGAACAACAUUUCAUGGGCUUUUCAUCAACAUCUGAGACUGCGAAUGACAACAGUGAUGAGACCACCCAGGCGUGGGACUGGAAAGAUUUACCAAGUGGCAAUUGGGCUGAAAUGAUGGACUUUUGGCAUUGUCACAAGCCCGAUCCUCAUGAAGGCGACGAAAAAGAUGAGAAGGACUCCGCACUUCGGAUCGAGGAUCAAACCGCACAAACGAAGGGUUACGGCGCUGAUAGUCAGGUGGUAGCAAUCCCUGGGACCGUCCUUGUUGAUGUUGCUACUUUUCUGCUUGCCGAAUUGGAUUGCAGGGGACUUGUAAAGGCCAACGACGAAGAGCAAAGGUCCAACACCGAAUCUACGGCACACAGAACGUUGGACUGCGCCAAAUGCGGAUCAAUCAUCGGCAUGGAAGACCCAUUUGCCAAGGGAUGGCGAUUGCUCAAAGCCAAUGUCUCCUUAAACACCAACCAUGUACUCGACACUGAAACACCGGACUGGGAAACCCAUUCGGCAGAUGUUAUAAUCGCAGCGCAAUUGCUGGAACUAAUUGAGCGCGAAAGCGCUCGUCGUUUCGUUGUUCACUGUGGCCAAAAAAACGGCCUUGUGCUUUGGGUCUUCAACCCUAACAUGAAAUAUUCGAACUUGAGCUCUGGUCACAGUAUCAUGGCCCAGCAGGCUAUGAAGGUCUUUUUCCAGGAGACAGCUGACGUGCAUGGUCUACUACACCCCGAGAUUGGAAACCCAUCGCCCUUGUCUGUGGAAGAAGUUGAGCUUCCGUCGAUGGUGUUCGAGGCAACAGAGAAUGCCCUCCGGAGAAGCAACCUGAUGCUCCCGGCUUCUGCGAGGAAAUUCAAUGAAUGGCAGGUUGGGUUGUUGAGCCGAUUCCGCCGAGGGCCCUCAGACCACGGCAGGCAAGCAUCAUAA